Molecule: messenger RNA, 1171 nt
Organism: Triticum urartu
Lineage: Eukaryota; Viridiplantae; Streptophyta; Magnoliopsida; Poales; Poaceae
Source: RefSeq, a predicted model, not a curated record
UUGACAUGCCCGGAUUGUUAAGCUAUGAUUUAUUUUGCUUUGUGUUGAACCACAUUUGAGAGAUGUGUGGUUGUCCGACAGGCCAAACGGGAGGCCAUCGGCGCUGUUCGUGGCCGUGGACGCUCUUACUGUGCGCCGUCUGCCGUGCGUGCGUUGUCGCCGGCGGGAGGCUUCCGUGCCGGACCAGCUGGCCUCAGCCCGACGCCGACGCGGCCCGACGCACGUCGAGGCUGGCCUGAAUCAGCCCAACUCCCAGCACUUUCCACUCUCUAGUCUACUCUAAUCUAGAAUGAAAAAUAAAAAAGAGGACAAAGGGGAUGAGCCCCUUUCGGAAAGCAAGAGUCGAUUCGGCACUCGGGCAUCCCUGCCGUGCCUUCACCCAGCAGCAAAGCAACCAAGGUAAACCAGAGCACCACCGCCCGCCCGCAGCCGCAGCCAGAACCCCCCGCCCCCAAAAUUACCACCUUGGAAUCCAGCAACCAAGCAGCCGAGCCCCGUCUAUGGCGGAUCAGGAGGCCGCCGAGCCGGGCCCGCCGUCGUGGCCCCCCUGGACCUCCCUCCUGCUCCGAGCCAUGAGCAGGCGCCGCACCUGGGCGGCGCUCUUCCUCGCCGUCUACGCCGCGCUGCUCUCCUCCUCCUGGAGCCUGCUGGCGUCCGUGCGCGCCUGGUACUACGCCGCGGCCGCGGGCUCGGCGGCGCACCCGGCCGCGUGGCCCGCCGCGCUCUACGCAUCCGUCAUGUACGGCGCCGUCUUCGGCCUGCUCUCCAUGGGCGCCGCGCUGGCCGUCGCCGCGCCCGCCAUGCUGGUGACCUGGAUCACCGUGCUCGUGCUGCUGGCGUUCGCGGGCAAGCCCCGGCGGUCGCUGGUCGCCGAGGCGCGCCGCGCCACGGCCGACAUCGCGCGGCUCGCGCUCCGCGUGCUGCUCUGCGAGGGCAACGCCGUCGCCGCCGUCUGCGCCGCCGCCAGCUUUGCCGCCCUCCUCUUCGGCCGCCGCGACGACGCCGGCGCCGACGCCGGGCGGCGGCUGAUCUGAAAGCUUUUUCCAGUUCUUUUCACGCCCUUUUAUUUGUUUAUUUUCUGUUCAUUGUAGCUGUGCUGUCCGGAUGCAGCCGUUGUGUACCAGCAGUUUGGGGGUUUCAUUCUUGGCAAUGGAGGUUCUUGUUUCUGUAA